UUUUCCAAAACCCUCUCGAUUUAGGGCUUUGGCGCUUCAAACGGCGCCGGCGACGGGACAUGGCCUCGGCCCGGCAGUUCGAAUUAGCGAAGGAGAGCGAGCUCAGGGUGGAGGUCGGCCCCGACGCGCCGCUCCGCCUCCGCCUCCUCUCCGGCGCCGCCGAGAUCUUCGGCACUGAAUUGCCCCCCGGCAAUUGGAUCUCCGCUCCUCCACAUAGCAAGAUCGCAGUGUUCACCUGGAAUGGUGCGACUAUCGAACUGGACGGAAUCAGCGAAGUGGAGUACGUGGCGGAUGAGACGCCGAUGGUGAGUUAUGUGAAUGUUCAUGCCAUUCUUGAUGCGAGAAGAGCUCGUGCGAAGUCAUCUCAAGCUAGUGGUAUGGACUCUUCGCAGGGUCCUAGGGUGAUUGUUGUAGGACCCACUGAUUCAGGGAAGAGUAGCUUGUGCAAGAUGCUUCUGAGCUGGGCUUGUAAACUGGGUUGGAAACCUACCUAUGUGGAUCUGGAUAUUGGUCAGGGGUCCAUAACCAUUCCUGGGUGCAUUGCUGCUACUCCAGUUGAGAUGCCUAUAGAUGUCAUGGAAGGAAUUCCUUUAGAAAUGCCUAUUGUGUACUUUUAUGGGCAUACAACUCCGAGUGCAAAUGGGGAUCUCUACAAAGUACUUGUGAAGGAGCUGGCUGCAACUCUGGAGAGACAAUUCUCUGGAAAUGCUGAAGCUAGAGCUGCAGGCAUGGUGAUUAACACCAUGGGAUGGGUGGAAGGUCUUGGUUACGAGUUGCUUCUUCAUGCAAUUGACACUUUCAAGUGUGAUGUGGUUCUAGUCUUGGGGCAGGAGAAACUGUGCAGCAUGCUCAAGGAUGUUUUGAAGAGUAAGCCUAAUGUAGAUGUCGUGAAACUUCAUAAAUCAGGAGGGGUAGUACUGAGGAAUCAAAGAGUCCGUCAAAAGACAAGGAGCUUGAGAAUCAGGGAAUACUUUUACGGGCUUGCAAAUGAUUUAUCUGCACACUCAAAUAUCGUCAACUUCACUGACAUUUCAGUUUAUCGUAUCGGUGGUGGUCCACAGGCUCCUCGUUCUGCUCUGCCUAUAGGUGCAGAGCCUGUAGCUGACCCAACUCGCGUAGUUGCAGUUAACAUAAACCGUGAUUUGCUCCAUCUUGUUUUAGCUGUUUCAUAUGCUAAGGAAUCUGAUCAAAUUAUAUCCAGCAACGUUGCUGGGUUCAUUUAUGUCACUGAUAUAGACAUCCAGAGGAAGAAGAUUACAUAUCUCGCACCGUGCCCUGGCGAACUCCCUAGCAAAAUUUUAAUAGUGGGAACCUUGACAUGGUUGGAAGGUUGAGAGAAGUUAUGUAUGCUCUUCAAGCAUGGUAAGAGCUUUCGAGGAAGUGAAGAACUGCGAUUGAACUGUGUUUUGAGCAUUGUACUUUGUUUCAA
Molecule: messenger RNA, 1429 nt
Organism: Musa acuminata subsp. malaccensis (wild Malaysian banana)
Lineage: Eukaryota; Viridiplantae; Streptophyta; Magnoliopsida; Zingiberales; Musaceae
Product: protein CLP1 homolog
Biological process (GO): tRNA splicing, via endonucleolytic cleavage and ligation
Cellular component (GO): mRNA cleavage factor complex; nucleus
Molecular function (GO): polynucleotide 5'-hydroxyl-kinase activity
Source: RefSeq, a predicted model, not a curated record